AUGGAAGGAAAGGGAGGAGAGAAAGAAAUAGUUUGUGUUACAGGUGCUGGGGGCUUUGUGGCAUCUUGGCUCGUCAAGUUGCUGCUUUCUCAGGGUUAUAGAGUUCAUGGCACUGUUAGAGACCCAUGGGAUGACAAGAACUCUCACUUGAAAAAGCUUGAGAAUGCAUCUGAGAAUCUGAAACUAUUCAAAGCGAAUUUAAUGGAUUAUGGCUCCCUUCGAACUGCCAUUGAAGGGUGCAGCGGAGUCUUUCAUGCUGCCAGUCCAGUUCUCUCCACAACUGUGCAGAAUCCGGAGGUAGAGGUGAUUGAACCUGCUGUGAAGGGGACAAUAAAUGUACUUGAAGCAUCUCUUGAUGCAAAAGUCAAGCGAGUUGUUUUUGUGUCAUCUCUUGCUGCUGUAACCUUCAAUCCGAAGUGGGCAGAUGGACAAGUAUUGGAUGAAACUUGUUGGUCAGAUAAGGAAUACUGCAGAAAGGUUCAGCACUGGUAUCGCCUUUCAAAAACUGAAGCAGAAUCUGAGGCCCUUGAGUUUGCAAAAAGGAAUGGACUUGACCUGGUAACUGUUUGUCCUACACUUAUUUGGGGGCCAGUUCUACAUUCUACUGUAAAUGCAAGUACCUUGAUCCUCAUCAAGAUUUUAAAGGGGAGUGCUUCAAUGGAAUACAGGCCACAGAGAUUAGUUGAUGUGCGGGAUUUAGCUCAAGCAGUCCUUCUGACCUAUGAGAAGCCUGAGGCUGAAGGAAGAUACCUCUGUGUGUCUCACCAUUUUAAGACACAGGAGCUGAUCGAGAAGCUGAGGAGCUUUUACCCCAAGUACAAUCAUCCUACAAAUGCCUGCUUCGUUGAAGCGGAAAGAGGUUUAAAGGUGAGCUCAGCGAAACUGGAAAAGCUAGGUUGGGGUUACCGUGGAUUGGAAGAGACUCUCAUAGACUCUGUUGAAAGCUGCCUUGAGGCUGGACUAUUGGAAUAAAAUGAUGAUCUUGGAG
Messenger RNA from Argentina anserina (silverweed cinquefoil), 988 nucleotides. Its product is annotated as cinnamoyl-CoA reductase 1-like. NCBI's taxonomy places the organism in Eukaryota, Viridiplantae, Streptophyta, Magnoliopsida, Rosales, Rosaceae. The transcript has 6 exons. The coding region runs from base 1 to 972 and encodes 323 amino acids. Gene Ontology annotation, molecular function: oxidoreductase activity, acting on the CH-OH group of donors, NAD or NADP as acceptor. The record is from RefSeq and is a predicted model, not a curated record.